Messenger RNA from Dothidotthia symphoricarpi CBS 119687, 576 nucleotides. RefSeq lists its product as uncharacterized. Lineage: Eukaryota; Fungi; Ascomycota; Dothideomycetes; Pleosporales; Dothidotthiaceae. The transcript has a single exon. The record is from RefSeq and is a predicted model, not a curated record. Bases 1 to 576 code for a protein of 191 amino acids.
AUGGAUCUGGUCAUUCGUCUCAUCAUUUCACUCGACCUAGAUGAUCCCACGCGCGAUAGAUGCGAAGAGGCGCUCCUCGCUAUAAGUGCCGGAACAGUAACGCCUAAGCACUGGCGCGGCUUACCUGCGAAUAUAAUCGGAGCGCUCCCUCGACAAGCGUUGAGGACCUGCCCUGACGACUUGUUGCCAAAUAAUGAAACUAUCGAGGAACGUGUUCGGCAGGAUUCUGCUCUCUUUCCCAUAGUUGAAGUAAAUGAAUCUCCAACAAAUACAGAAGGAAAGUACCAGGUAUUGGCUCCCUCGACGGACAACUGCACCUGCACGGCCCAACUAGAAAAGCAUACCUGUUUGUAUAAGCACUACACGUCUCAAGACGGCCUCGCGGUCAACAUAGACCGUCGUUUCCACGGUCGUGAUGACAAAAAACGGACAAACAUUGAUCAUGUCAAAAGAUUUCAAGAGCUAAAAAGGCGCCUAAACUCGGGGUUUGGUAAUGAUAGUUCACUGUUAUCCAUUGGGGGCGACGAUGGAUCAUGGAACAUUGACAGAGAAUUGGUUGUAGUACAGGGUGAGUGA